AUGGCACGCAAGAGGAAGACAUUCCCACCUAGACCACGACCACCGCCACCACGAAACAACGACCUGGCGAGUAACAUUGGCGCAGUGUAUGCUCUUGUACUGCGAGGUGUUAGUACAUCAGGACAACAAUCAGAAAGUAAUGCAACUUUAGAACUUUUGAGUAAGUUGCAACAAGAGAAAGAAACAGAGGAACAAGAUAAUAAUGAGCAGGAUUCUGAUGAGCAGGUCGACUAUUACCAUAGUGGAUAUAACCCGUACAAUGUAGUUGAGACAGACUCGCUAUAUUCCAAGGAUCAAGAAUCAAGUGCGUACCCGGAGUAUAACCAAUAUCAAGGUGACGCUUCAACUCAGUUUGAGACUCAAGAAGUUGACAAAGAAGAUAUAAUGCGUGCUUCGACACAACUAACGAAUUCUAGUGGUAGCUAUCAGCAAGCUCACUCAUCUACGCAGCCACCAGCACCGACUUACCAGGAACAGACCGUGGAGGUUGAAAAGGAAACGAUACCAAAUUCUGAAAUAAUUGGAGCUUCACAACAGCUAGCUCCACCAGCAUCAAAACUGACGCUGCCGCAAGAUGACCUUGUUCAUGCACAUGUUAAAAAUAAUGAGUCCCUCACAUCCAAUAAACACCAAAAUGAAGAUGAAAAUGCACCGACUGCCCUUGCACUGAAUAUCAAAAGUGUAUUGGAAAACCUUUCAAAUCUUGGGGCUAUGCAAAAUGUUGGAGCUUUAAAGGCGGCAGAGGGGGAAGAAACCACUAUUGAGACAACAGGGAAUAAACCUAUUCAAGUCAGUGGUGAUGUCCUUAUAAACAAUUCGAACGACAAAGCACAACAGCAUUCAACUUGCAACGUGUUGGAGAACUCAAGCAUCAAAACAGCUGAAGGUGCGUCCCCCCUUUCUAUUGGUAAAUCAGAAAACGUGAUAUCUCAUCACUACACAAAUGGAUCAUCAUUUACUGAUCCAGAGAGAGAUCACGAUAAACCAGAGGAUCUUCCUCACGCUACUUCUUUUAACAAUGUAUCACAUAAGCCAGUGGAAAAGCCAUUACAUGAAAUACGCAAAGGAAAUGAAGUCAAUCAACUGGUUAUACGAACAAACGACGCAUUUAAUCAACAAGCAGAGAAUGCUUUUCAAGCCCCGUGGGAGAGAAUGCCUGCUUUACAUCAUGAAGAAAGAAUCAACUGGGUAGGAAACACUUCCAUAAAGUCAGACCUAAGCUUUCUCAAUAAACUCAAUGAGCAAGGUUUCGGGCAUGCAGAGUUGAAAAAAGAUGCACCCUCUAUAAACCUUCCAGUACCGGAAUUUUCAAAAUCUACAUAUUCAACGAGUCCCGUUGGUGAACCGAACCAGGCACACAGUUUCGAUUCUCAAUCGGAUGCGGCUUACAGUAGUAAGUCACAAGACUCACAUUCCAAUAAUACGAAACCAAGCAAGGACACGUUUCAAGAGUACCUGAGGUUUGGCCGUCACGACAUAUUUAAAGGGGAAAGCUGGGCAUCUCACAAGGACUCCGCUAGAACCUCACAUACCGAUUCAUAUUCUGCAAAAUGUACACUGGGGCCUCGUCUGUCGCCGAUGCUACUGCUGGAGCAUAGAGGAACCGAUUCACACAAGCCACGAACGUGGGUACGUGAAGGAUUUGAACCACCUACUAAAAAGCACAAGUUGAAUUCCGUAAAUCCCAAGUUUGAUUCAUAUAGGCCCAAGCACCCCGGUGAUCGGAGAAAUUUGGGAGGUUCCAACCACGGCUCACUGAAAUCCCCAUAUCAAAGGAGUGGGUUCAACAACUCAUCCAACAAAAAAAAUACUGCUAAUUUCAAGAUUUUUGGUAACCUCAAGUUCGAAACGAUUCCAUAUACAAGCGAAGAAGUGCAAGAAUUUCUAAACAUUAAUCCUUCACAUCCCAAUUUGAAGGUUGCCUAUUUUGUUCAAACAUCUCAAGAAUUAAUUCACAAAGCUCACGAAUCGUUAGUGGUUGACAAGUCCUUUCAAAGUGUGUUGAACUACUACAAGUUUAUUAGAGGUGCCAUUAAAUGUUUAUUGAUACUCGUUAAAAAAUACCCAAAGGACUUGACUCCGCACCAGUUGGCUUCACUAUACUACAAAAUUGCCAAGUUGUAUCUAACUGAGACGGAAAGCUUUGACUUGGCAGAGGCAUAUGCGUUGAAAACGCAGACUAUUAGUCGAGACCAUUCGAUUGUUGAGUUUGAAUUUUAUUGUGAUUUGUUAUUGAUUGAUAUUUAUGAAAAAAUUAACAUCUCAACGAUUGGAGCAUUUGCUUUAAGGAGAGAAGCUUAUUAUGAAGAAGCUGGCUAUCAUUUGCUCUCUAACUGCAUGAAAAUGGUAAGGAUAAAAUAUUUGAUGAUAUCAGAUGCGUCCUUUGCAUUGGUUAAUCUACAACGUUUGGUUAAUGACCCCAAAUUGGAUCCUACGGUCAAAAAGAUUGCCAUUGUUUAUUUGGCUGGGUUACAUAAUCAUCGAGGCAAUCCCGCCGCCGUGGCGGAUUUGCUACGAGGAUUUGAAGUAAAUAUAUCUCAGCCAUUUGCUGCAUAUAUUUUGAUGACUAGGUUAUUAGCCAGUGUCAGUUUGAAUAACGUUUCCGAAUCCAAACAUCUUUUGAAGGAGCUAAUGUCUCUUUCCAAUGAUGGUGAGAAAUCCCACUGGAAUCAAUGGCUGAUUAACGGUGACAUCAAAUUCCACAUAGGUGGUGAGUCAGGUCUUGAGUUGGAUUUUGUAAUCUCGUGGCUACCUGUUGUCGAUUUCAAAAUCAUGUUGUAUUUUUUGAGUGGAGUUGCAUAUUUGCAUUUAACUGGUGAUCGAUCCAAACUUUGUUUCGAGAAAGCAAUUGCAUUGAUUCAAAGUGCACAGGAUGAUUUAGAAAUGAAUCGCAAUUUAGCAAAACACUUGUCUGCCCAUGAGUCCAGACAACGUGAAUUGAAGUUGCGAUAUUAUCGGUAUUCGGUCCAGUAUUAUCGUCAAUGGCAACUUUUCCUCAAUGGUGAUUCCAAAAUUGUGUAUUUGAAUGAGUUUAUGAAUGCAAAUAAUAGGCUCUUUACAAGGGAGGAGUAUACAAUGUUUAAGCCAAUUUACACAUAUGUUCAUUACAUGUUUGCAUUGUAUUACCACAGUCGAGGUGAUUUGCAAGCGGCCAAGUUCUACUACCUAAAAGUGAGGAAUAUGACUGGUAUACUUUACGAUAAUGAUGCCUCCAUGUCAUUACAACAAAUGACCAAUGGUCUUGGUGGAGAUAGCAUUCGUCCACAGGGUAAAUUUAGUGAUUUAAAUGUUUACUCUACAUUCCAUUUGAUUAUUCUUUUGGAUUAUGAAGUCAAUGAAAUUAUGCUGAAGGAAGAAAAUGAUGAAUCAAAAUUAGCAGUGGAGAAGUUAACAGCUAUUGAAAACAACCUUUUGGAUGACUUUGCACAGGUUAAUAAACCCCCGAAAAAUGGCCCAUUCCAAUGUUGUUUUGUCAUCAAUAACAGGCUUUUGCAAAUGACGUUGGAAAUUGUUAUGCGAAUGGUUCACAAUCUUGAACCCGAUUUCAAUGUGAAAAAUGUCAUGCAAAUGUUGGGAGAAAUUGGUGACAGGACAACAUUUUAUUUCAUUUACUUUUUUUUAACUUAUGUCUUGGUUCUCAAUAUCUCAAGCACAAGUGAUAAAACUCGAUAUAUUAAGCGAUGUUUGCACAUGUUGCCCCAACCAAAGACGGAAGUGGUUGAAACACCAGUGGGUAAGGAACAAGUGUCAACAUCAGAGUCUGUGGAUUCAUGUCGUGUGUUUUUAUUGAGGAGUUUGAUGGAAGUGGAUGAAAGCAACGGGUUGCAUACUCAAGUGGAUUUGGAAAAAGGUCAAUUGGAGAGAUUAUGCAAAUUAGUGGCUCAUAGGUAUACUACAUUGGAGGAAAAUGUCACUUAUGAUCCAACUUUCAAAGUAUUGUCGCAAGUCAAGUCAGUAAAGAAUGAUGUGGAAAUAAAAGAUGUGUGA
This is a messenger RNA of Lodderomyces parapsilosis, 3987 nucleotides long. RefSeq lists its product as uncharacterized. The record is from RefSeq and is a predicted model, not a curated record. The transcript has a single exon. Lineage: Eukaryota; Fungi; Ascomycota; Pichiomycetes; Serinales; Debaryomycetaceae. Gene Ontology annotation, biological process: mitotic sister chromatid cohesion. The coding region runs from base 1 to 3987 and encodes 1328 amino acids.